CGUGAGGGUCACUCUAGAAGAAAAGGUCCACAGAAAUGUCCACAUAUCGUCGCACCGCAAACCAAACUUUACGUGGCUGCAGGGGAAAGGAGGAAUAUCACUGUGAAGGUCCAAAACCUCGAUCCGAUCUUCAUGACGGAUUUUCGAUGUCACUUCAAAGUAGGAAACGUUGAACAUGAAAAACCUGCUGUGAAGACAUUCGACGAUAAUGUGAUAUGUGAUGAGAUGCAGUUCGACCACUAUGGGCUUGGUGUAUCGGGAGGAACAGCUCCGGUCGAAUUCAAUGUAGUGUGGUCCUCGAGCGAUUCUUCCAGAAAACACACUUUGGAUAAUAUUGGUGGAGUGGCCGUGGAGGUGUAUAAGUGCGAAGCUCUUGCAUCGAAUUGUGGCCGAUGUCUUACGUUGGAUGCCGAAAAGUACGAAUGUGGCUGGUGUGCUAUAGACAACAGAUGUGUCAGACCAAUGGCAUGCUUGGCAAGAUCACCACAAGAUUGGCUAAAUAGCACGCAGCUGUGUGCAAAUCCAGCUAUUGAAGACUUCAGUCCUAAAAAGGGACCUGUCGGUGGAAAAACAAAGGUUGGAAUUACCGCUCUUCUAAAGAGAAAGUUGUCAGUUGGGGUGGCCAUCUGUAUUGAGAUGUACAUGGCUGAGCAUAGGACCGAAUGUCAUUCUCGCGGAACGCUCUUCUGAAA
Molecule: messenger RNA, 692 nt
Organism: Cylicostephanus goldi
Lineage: Eukaryota; Metazoa; Nematoda; Chromadorea; Rhabditida; Strongylidae
Source: the annotation of a GenBank genome assembly